Messenger RNA from Zygotorulaspora mrakii, 2481 nucleotides. RefSeq lists its product as uncharacterized. Gene Ontology annotation, biological process: amino acid transmembrane transport. Gene Ontology annotation, cellular component: membrane. Gene Ontology annotation, molecular function: amino acid transmembrane transporter activity. The coding region runs from base 1 to 2481 and encodes 826 amino acids. Lineage: Eukaryota; Fungi; Ascomycota; Saccharomycetes; Saccharomycetales; Saccharomycetaceae. The transcript has a single exon. The record is from RefSeq and is a predicted model, not a curated record.
AUGGUACUGGACGGCUUAAAUAAAGCUGCUCCGGGGCUUUUCCCACGGAUGGUAACCAAAGAUCUCAGAGUGAAAGAUGGAGAAUAUCAAGAACCUGAUUCAUCUUCCGAAAGGGGGUCUGUUAGAUCAGAGGACUUUAAAAAGAUUGUAGAGUCUUUGCCCAGAGAGUAUGAAGAGCUUAUGAUGCAAGAUAAGUUUUAUCUGGUGAGGAAAUACAUGAAUCUCGAAAGAAUUCAACAGAAUGACGUUAUCUUUGAAGAUUUUCAGCAAUAUAAUAAGCUUUUGAUGCAGGAGAAUGAGCUACGAGAAAAGCUCAGUGUUCUUACUAAUGUAAUGUCAAAUAAGGGUAUGGUUUUGCCCUUGAUCGAGGUGGGGAGUCUUCGUUCUGCCUCAGACCGUUCGGUAAGCUUACCCAUGAAAGCCGGAAGAACCCGAUCAGCAUUGAAAUUCAAUCGAGCCGUUGAAAGACUUCGAAAGAAGUUCAUGCAAAGUCAUGUUACCUCAGAUGAAUCAGCGCAAGGAUCAUCUUCGCAGCUUUACAACUCGGAUUUUUCGCAAUCCAUUGACGGUACUGAAAUUAUCGAUGAUAUAAUGCCCGAAGGAUUUAUAGAUUUUGAACGCAAGUAUGCUGAAAAUGCGUAUAACAUGUCACAUUUCAACAAAAAGGCGUCUUCUGAUGGAAAAAAAUCGAUAUUAUCAAGGAGCAGGUUACUGAAAAGGGAUCAUGCGAAUACUUACACAAUCCAACGAAAAUUACACGUGCGGCAUCUGCAAAUGAUAUCUCUUGGCGCUACUAUAGGUGUGGGCCUUCUUCUAAAUUCUGGUAAAGCAUUGUCUAUAGGUGGGCCACUGGGUGCUUUAAUAGGUUUCACCUUUGCUGCCUGUGUGGUUGUUGCUACGGUCUUAUCAUUUGCGGAGAUUGUUGCAUUGAUCCCGCUGAUAACGGGAAUAUCAGGACUGUGCUCUAGAUUUGUAAGUGAUGCAUUUGGAUUUAGUGUCGGUUGGUGCCAUUGGAUAUCUUAUGCUUUAGCGUUUCCUGCUGAGCUUACUGCUUCUUUGAUGAUGCUGGCAUCAAUCGAAGAUCUUAAUGCUCUUUCAUACAAUUCAAAGUAUCAAAUGAUAACUCUCAUUUGUUUUAUCGUUCUUUUGGCCUCAAUCAACUUGCUCGAUGUCAGAUAUUAUGGGGAAUUUGAAUAUCUCUUGAGUGCCUUCAAGCUACUGGUUGUGAUUUUUCUCAUAGUACUCAUGAUAGUGGUCAAUGUCGGGACUUUUAACGGCGAUUAUCUUGGUUUUCGGUAUUGGGCGUCAAGCAAAUCUCCCAGAUCUGAUAUUACUUACGGGCCGUUUCGACCAACUUUUGAUCUCAAUGAUGUGGGCACCGGUUCAUUAAAUGGUAUUGGAGGUUUCGGUGGAGUCCUUUUAUCCUGCAUUGCAGCAAUAUUGAUAUCGAUUUUUUCUUAUGUUGGUAUAGAGGUUGGUUUCAUCGCUGCUGGUGAGGCCCAAAACCCAAGAAAGGCUGUGCCUUUAGUGACAAAACGAAUUUUUACCAGAAUUAUUAUCUUUUACCUUCUCUCAAUAUUUGUAAUGGGAAUUAACGUUUACGGUGGAGAUCCUAGGCUACUACGCUACUCAGAACGUGCAACAUCGACAGUGGAGAAUUAUGUGGCUCAAAUUUCUGACAUUAUUUCUCAUCUUGGGGGUUUAAACUGUGAAAUUUCUGGUUCAAGUGGUGGCCCCGGAUCUUAUUUUGAAGGAAGCUCUAACCAAGCACCCUGGAUUAUAGCGUUGAAAUCCUGUAAUCAAUGUACACUGAGUACUAUAGUGCAAUCUUUUUUUGUUGCAGUAGGAUUAUCAGCAGCAAGUUCGCAACUCUAUGCUUCAAGUAGGACACUAUAUGCAAUGGCAACGCAGGGCAAGGCCCCUAGUAUCUUUACUAUCUGCAGCAAAAGGGGUGUUCCAUUUGUUUCUGUGUUGAUGUGCAGUGCUUUUGGUUUUUUGGCUUUUUUAUCUGUCAAUGGUUCUUCGGCAGAAGUAUUUAUCUUACUGGUUAAUCUCGGCACAACUGGAGGUGUGAUUAUGUGGUUUGGCAUGAACUUAUCAUUUUAUAGACUUUAUUAUGCCUUGAAAAGAAGAACAGACAUAACAUCCAGAAAUGCAAAAGAAUAUCCUUACAAAUCUCCAUUUCAACCAUAUUUGUGUAUCUUUGGGAUGCUGUCAACUUUUUUGGUUCUUGUAUUGAAUGGGUUGCAGAAUUUCCUCCAUUGGAAUGCGAGAAAUUUUGUUUCCUCUUACUUAACUUCGAUUCUAUUCAUUGUGUUGUACUUAGGUUAUGCGUGGAUUGGUGGUUCAAAGAUUAGCAAGCUGGAUCAAAUUGAUUUAGAUUCCGGUCGACGAGAAAUGGAUUUGAUUAAAUGGCAAGAGAAACUAGAUUACACACUGAAUAUAAAGGAAUUUGCCCUCAAAAUUUUAAGUUAUCUGUAG